Messenger RNA from Cetraspora pellucida, 144 nucleotides. NCBI's taxonomy places the organism in Eukaryota, Fungi, Glomeromycota, Glomeromycetes, Diversisporales, Gigasporaceae. The record is from the annotation of a GenBank genome assembly.
GGGGGCGCCCCCUGGCCUCCGGCAAAGGAGGCCGCCCUCUUUCUUAAGGCAAUUAACCAAUUAAGAAGAGUAACAUGGAAGGGUGGAAGCCGUACCCAUUCCCUCCGAUUGAUUCUUAUGCAAGUUAGUGUAGUGGUGGCAUAA